UUCUACUCCAACUUUUGGACUUUAUAUAUCCCUAUGAUGAAUGUUGCGUUUAGCAUGCGUUAGGCACAAACAUAUACUGCCUUUUCCCGCGUCGUUGUUACGGUACCAGUUAGACCAGCUUCCAGACCGCGUCCGGCCGGCAACAGCCCCACUGACUCGAACGUUAACGAAUUUAAGACUAUGUGUUAUACUCAGUCGCGUUGACGAAUGAUAGACUGGCGAAUACCUCUAGCUGUAUGGUUUGCGCUUGCAGCUACCAGUAUAGCUCCAGCUGCUGCAACAAGCGUCGAGUCCCAACUGCGAAGAAGGCUAAACGGCAACGACGCCAUACGACUAUCACCUGGCAGCAACCAAGGCCGCCUGGAGGUCUUAUACAACGGAACAUGGGGAACAGUUUGUGACGACGGCUUUGAUGACCGUGAUGCUAAUGUGGCAUGCCGACAAUCGGGCUUUGCUGGUGGCCGAGCGCAGUGGGGUGCCUACUUUGGCGCUGGCGAUGGACCCAUCCAUGUCUCGCGGCUGGGCUGCACCGGCACUGAGAGCAGCAUAGCGGCGUGUGCAGCGGCCACCUGGGGACCUACGGACUGCGAGCAUUCGGAUGACGCCUCAGUCAUAUGCUACGAUGAGCAGCCCAUCCGGCUAGCGGGCGGCCCGACCCCCUGGCAGGGCCGCCUGGAGGUCCUGAGCCCGGAGGGCGCCUGGGGCUCUGUGUGCGACCGCGGGUGGCGGCCUGAGAACACGCAGCUGGUGUGCAGGCAGCUCAACCGGACGGAGCGGCUGGAGGCAGCGGCGGUGGUGCGGCCGGACGUGUUCGGACCUCCGGGGGCAGCGCCCGUGAUGCUGGGCGGUAUCAUGUGCAGCGGUCUGGAGCGCUACCUGACCGCAUGUCGCUUCGACGGCUGGGGACUGGUGGGGGACUGCGACCCGCACACGCAGACGGUGGCCAUCGACUGCCUGGGCACCCUAACUCCAUCCACCCCUCCCAACGGAGCCGGCCCCGACGCGCUUCCGCCCCCGUACGACAACUGGGUGUCCCCACCCAGCGACUUCUUCCCCUCGCCGCCGCCUCCGCCCGGCACCCCGCCCCGCACCCCUCCCAGACGUCCCAAACCCCCUCCGCCUCCUCGACCACCCCUCGCACCACAAGACGCCCCGCCUCCAUCUGAGUACGACUUCAGUUCCCCACCGCCGCCGCCGGAUGAGAUCCCGGGAGAUCCUCCAGAGAUUCCGCUCGCACCGCCUCCGUCGCCACCAGUACUGCCCAUCUACCCACCCCCACCUCCCAUGUAUCUUCCUCCCGGCUACUACCACCCGCCACCACCGGGGUACUACCAUACACCACCACCGCCCCCUGGAUACUACAAUCCUGGCUAUUACUCCCCACCACCGACACCCAUGUACCAGCCUCCUGGCUACUACUACUCACCACCACCGCCGUCGCAGCCGCCACCACCUUUCUACAUCGGACCGGGCUAUGGAGACGUGCCUCCGCAGCCACCACUGCCUGCGUAUCCAAUAACUCCACCACCACCUCCCUAUCCGGUAUUUCCGGUUUCGCCGCCUCCCUCGUACGCUCCGCCUGCCUACCCUGCCUACCCGGCAUUCCCAUCGGCACCGUUUGCCCCUGUGGGACAUCCCUCGCCUCCGUUAGUCCCCUCAAGAGGCCGCCCGCCAUUCCGGCGGCCGCCCUCGCCGCCGCCGCUGCAGCCGCCCAGUCCCGUCCCUAAUAAUGAACCCCAACACAAUGAGGAGCCCCUGCCGAGCCCCCAACCCAGCCCUGCCGCUGCCCCCAACCUUCCUCCAACAGCCCCUCCCUUGCCUCCUGUGGAAGGGGCGCUGCCGCCGCCACCGCCGUCGGAGGCAACCCCACCCGGUGCGGCAGCUCCGCCUGAUGACUCCGACAGCAGUAGCGGCAGCCCGCCACCGCCUCCGCACCCACCUCCUAGCGAGCCCGUCCACGAAGGUGCUGUACGGCUGCUUUACGGCGGGCGCUAUGACGGCAUCCUGGAGUUGUUCCUGGGUGGCGAGUGGCGGCUGCCGCUGCUGCCGGCCGCCCUGCAGCCGUUGAGUGGGCCCACCGCGGGAGUGAUCUGCCGCUCGAUGGGGCUGCGGGAAGCAGCCGUACAGCCCGUCGACGCCUACAGCUACGCCUGGCCCACGGGUCUCGCCCCGCUGCUACCGCUGGAGCGCCUGAGCUGCUCCGGCGGGGAGGCCUCCCUGGCUGACUGCCUGCUGCUGCUGCAACCGGCGCUGCCAGCACCGGGAACGUCAGGGGGAGCAGGAGCAGGGGACAGUGGCAGCAGUCAGGAGGGCGCAACGCCGGUGGCCGUGGCAUGCGUGGCGGCGAGUGAGGAUAAGCUGAGGCCUCCGCCACCACCAGCAUCUCCACAGCCGCCCGCAAACCAGGCACCGCUUGACCAGCCACCCGAUGGCAACUCAAACCCGCCCGAGGCCCCCUCCGCUACCGCCCCUCCGCCCACGACCCCUCCUCCUCCGCCUCCACCAGCACCUCCCUCUCCUCCAGGUCCCUCCUCCUCUCCCUUCUCCUCCGACACCUACACCCCCAGCAACCUUACCUACCACCCAGCUGGAACACUGGGCUCAGCUCCCUCCACACCCGUCUCAACCCCCCCUCCCCUCGCACCCCCCUCCUCCUCCUCCUCCUCCUUGCCACCACCUCCUCCUGCCCUUCCGCCCGCCCCACCCGAGACACCCUCCCCCGAGCGGCUCUUCCUGCUGCUACUCUGUCCGGAGCGCUUUCACGUCACCGCACUGCUGGCUGGCAACACCGCUGAUGCCAUGACGCUAGCGCUGGAGUGCAGCAGUGACACUACAUGCAGUCGGGAGCAGCAAGGGGUGCUGCUGCCCCCGCAACAACCGCUGAUGCCACUGCCACCACAACAGCCGGUGACACCGCCCCCACAGCAGCCAUCAGUACCUGUAACGCCACCACCAUCACAGCCAUUGGAACAACCGCAACCGCCACAGCAGCCAUCGGUUCCGCCGCCCGAGUUGCCGCUCGCGCCGCCACCACAGCAACCACUGACCGCGCCGGCGCCGCCAUUGCAGCCACCCCAACAGCCACCCCCAGCCCAGCCGCCGCCACCUGAACAACCACCCAACAGCCCCGGUAAUCCUGCACCCAACUCCGCACCCACUACACCUCCAGUGCCUCGCCGGUACUUGCGGGUGUAUCGCAGAAUGGGAUGUGCAACGCGACGACUGGUGCUUGAGGCCGAGACUACUAGUGGUACUAGUAGUUCAGGCAGCAGCAGCAACAGCGCGAGUGGCAGUGGUCAAAACGCUACCAGUAGCAAUGCCCCUGCCACAAUGAUGGAAAGCGGCGGUACGAGGGACAACCAAACUGCCGCUGAGUCCAUAACCAGCAACAGUUUCGCUUCCGUCUCGGCUAUGCUAGUGAAUCGACUGGGUGAGCCCGCAGCUCCCAGAACUGUGUAUUUGGGUGGGACUGCUGCUGCUGGAGAUGGGGCCAGCAGUGGUGCAGGUAUUAUUGAAGGUACUGGUGCAGGCGGUGAUAGUACGAUAGCGGUACUGCCUCUGCGAUUUGACUGCCCGGAUGGUUUUGACGCGUUGAGAGGGCGGGAAGCGGGGAAUGGGCUACCUACGGAGAUUUCGUUUGAAUGCAAGGCUGCUGCAUCUGUGGUCGGAAAUUGGACACAGCCGGCGUUAGGGGCAUUGGCGGACGCUCGAGGUUCGGCCGUUGGGCCAGCGUCGGCAAAGCGGGUGUUGCUGUGUCCCCCCGGGACGCGGGUAGCCGGGGUCGUGGGAAGGACACGGGAACUCAAGGAGGGGAGUACAAAGGUCAAGGAUGGGCGGUUACCAGCACUGCUGGUCGAGUCGAUUACUCUGUAUUGCGCCUCUUGCGCGUGAACCUGAUCUGACGAAGAAGUGAAGGCUGCAGGCAAUCCUGCGGUCGUCGCCGUGUACAUAGGACGUCUGCAUGCAUGAACUUCGUGCUUCAUAUAUGUGCCCUAAUGCAUAGCAUGAACCGAGGGUCGUGCUGAGCGUAGAACGCAUGUCGUGCCUUUAUCGAGUUGCAUAGACGUAAUAGGCCAACUCUUUGUAGAGCGGACUGAAGUACACGGCACCGACGCAUCGUCCAUGUCGCUUAUUACCCGGGGGUGUGCGAAUGCUUGGGUGCGGAGCGGUUGGCCAUGUUGUACCUAGUAGUCUCCGCGUCGCGUACGAUGGUUAUUAUUUACGAGCUGGCAGGUGUAUACGGGUGCAUAUGCAUUGCUGCUAGCAAGCUUCUGGCGGCCAUCAGCGUCAUUGCGCGGUCUUUCACAAAAUACGCCGGUUUUUAACUCCUUUGUAACCUACCUUUUCCUCAUAAAAGCAACAACAAAUAACACCUUACACCUCCUUGCCUUCUAUGCGCUUGCUUUCAUUUGCUAACAACCGGUGCAACAGCUCACUAGUUACCUCUUGUUCUUGUGCUCCACUAGAUUGCUUGAUGCAUUUAUAGGAAUAGUCUGAUCUUUUUCAGUCACACCGGGCAAGGAAAAUGCUAUAUGGGGCGGCGGUCUGGGACCCUUUGCUGAUCGUUGCGCAAAUUGUCACACUUCAAUGCCUGUUCUACCUCAGCCUCGGCCUAUGGCAGGGGCUAUUUCUUGGGUCCUACGCGGGUAGAUUAUCCAUCCUCCAUUUGUUUAGCUGGCGGAUUUAUGCGGUUGGCUCCUACGCCGGGUGGAUUAGCAUAGUUUCUUUGCUGCUGACGUCAUUGCUGGGCGCCGUCUUCUUGGUUUGGAUAGUCGAACGGGCUAAGAAAUGCCUGGACUUUGCUUCCACGUGUUUCAUCUUCCACUUUUGCUUCUGCUGGUCGUACGAGGGCUUCCCCGCGCGCUUUGAAUGGUGGGCUGCAAACGUGGUCGGGCUCAUCGUGAUGGCCCUCCUCGGGGAGUGGCUGUGCCUGCGGAGGGAGAUGCAGGACAUACCGCUAAAUACGUUGAGAGGGCGAGGAGCUAGCGGCAGUGCGGCCACACCCAGCGGUGGCGGCGCCGGCGCCUCCAGCUCGGGAGGAGCCGGCGGCAGCGGCGGGGAGGCGGUGGGGACCUCCUCCUCCGUGCAGAUGUCUAGCGCUGCUGUCAAGGGUGUCGUGCCCAAGCAGGGGCAGCCGGGCCAGCAGGCCAUUGCGAUCAAUGUAUGAGGGCGGAUGUAUGGUGCAAAAGUCAUAGUGGCGUGUGGCCCUGAUCCGAUAGGGGUUUGGAUAUGUUAAGAGCUGUUGACAGGCGGUGUGUCUGGGCCUUGCUGGGUGCGGUCGCAUGCUGCGGACAUGGCAACGCUUUCAAAGCCUUCUUGUUACUGCGACAGGGGCUGAAGGCCGGAAGCUGAAGGCCGGAGCGGGGGCUCGCUUCCUGUAAGAUAAGGGGCUUGAAGGGUACAGCCAUGUUGUUGCAGCGGACACC
Messenger RNA from Astrephomene gubernaculifera, 5426 nucleotides. NCBI's taxonomy places the organism in Eukaryota, Viridiplantae, Chlorophyta, Chlorophyceae, Chlamydomonadales, Astrephomenaceae. The record is from the annotation of a GenBank genome assembly.